AAAGUGGAGCCAAGAUGCUGGCUAGAAUGACGCAUUUGGUGAAAAGAUGCUCACUAUACCAGCAGCUAAACAUUUGACAGAAUGGAUGUGGUGGUGAGAUAAUUGUAAGCGCCAUGGGAGCAAAAUCUAGAAUUAAUUUUGUUUUGAAGAACUGGAGUGCCUGUACCCUACUCACUGUCACAGUGGUUAUGGCAACAAUUGGGUCAUUCCCAGCAAGAGGUUCCAUUCAAAAUAAGUCUGUAGAGCAUCGUGCCAACACUACAAUCAGACAAAUGAUGGUGACCAAGAUUAAACCUCAGCUGGCAAAAGAUAAAUCAAGUAGGUCUGUACUGGUUGGUAAAGCAGUUAUACUGAACUGCCCCCCAAAAAGACAUAAGCUAAUUGUAUCAUGGAAUGUAAACCUGAAGAAUGGAACGAUUUGCUAUUUAUCGUACAUGAGUGAGAGAAAUGUGACAGACAGAAACUGUAGUACAGUUUUCAUGAAAUGGUUAUCUAGACCAGACAAGGAGUCCUCUCUUCAUAUAACAUCACCACAGAUAUUUAGUGAAGGAAUAUAUAAGUGUUCUACAGCAACUGCUAAUGGAACAUUCAGCCAUGAACAUGCUCUAACUGUAUUAGUACCUCCCAAGACAUCCCUGACUUAUGACAAUAUCAAUGGAAUUGCCAUUUGCAAGGCUGCUGCAGGGAAACCAGCUGCAGAUAUCUCAUGGGUCCCACAAGGAGAGUAUUACACUAAGAAUGAAAGUUUGCAUAAUGGCACACAGACUGUCACAAGUGUAUACAAUACCAACAACUCUAAGGAGGAUGAAGUAACUUGUGUUAUCUCCCAUCCUGCUUGGAAGGAGUCCUUCAAUAUCUCAUUAGGCAGACACAGUGAAGAAAGAAAAGACCUUGCAAUGAGAAUUCUGUAUAGCAGCCUUACUGGCCUCUUGGGAAUUCUCCUGCUUUCACUUUUCAUCUACCUCUGGAGGUUCCUGUAUGGAAGAAGAAAAAAAGUCACUGCAUCCAAAAGUCCUGAACCAAUUUCAAGACUGAGCAUUCAGGAGAAUGAGAUGGAGCCAUAUGCCACCUUUGUGCAAGUGGAAAAUGUGAUCUACGAAAAAGCAUGUGACUUCUCACUGGGUGAACACUUCCCACCAGGGCUCUCACUUUCAACAUGAGACACCACCUAACUUGAACUGUGAAAGAUAAAAAACACAUAAUAGCAGUGAGGUUGUUAUUACCUUAAAGUGAUCCUCCCAUUGAACAUGGGUAUAUUUUGGCUUUCUGCAUCCUUGUCAUGUACCCAACAGCCUGUUGUCUCUGUCAGUGGCCGACAUAGUCACUGUUUCAAAAAGCCAGAGUCCAUGAUCUGCAUGUCAAAAAGACCCGCGCAAUUCCGCUCUUCUUUCCAGGCUCUAUGGAAUUCUUCCAAGAGCCCUGCUGGCCUUAAUAUUCUGUUCUGCAUCAUGAAUCUUCUUUUUCUCACAUUGACUGCUUUUCCAGCCUCAGCAUUUAGAAAGCUAUUUUGAAAGCUACAAGAGGCAAUUCUAACUGUUGCCACCAUCUUUCUUCCUAAUCUAAGCAGAUCACUCUCCUUAAUAUGGGGCACCAUGAAAAUAUAGGUUGAACUGGAAAGGGCUGUCUGGGCCAAAUCACUCACUAAGGGAGCAAUCCAUAUCCAAGCUCCACCAGGAUGAAGGGGGUUUGGAAUAGAUGGAUCUCCCAGGCCAGAGCAACACUGGCUGAAGUCCCUCAUCUGAGCUCAGCUGCAGAUACAACGGUAUAAGUCCUCCAUCCCAGCUCAGCCAGGGCAAGUCUUGAAAAGGGGGUGAUCCAGGUGUGGGGCAGGGAUGGGAUGAGGCAGGGAAGACUAGGCAUGGAAAGGUCAGUUUCAGUUCUCUUGACCUAGCAACCCCAGCAGAACUUACACUGGCAAAAAGGAUGGUGUAAGUCAAACUCUGUUUUAAAGGCUUGUUUUCCCUCUGCCUGCCAAUUCUUCACAGUGAAUGAAUGCAGGAAAAAUACAAUGGAUUUUUUUUCUUUCUGUGACAUAAACUUGGGGCCCUUUAGGAUAUUAAUAGGGCAUACAGGUGGGGGCUUAGCCUCUCUUGUUCCACAA
Messenger RNA from Rhineura floridana, 2101 nucleotides. It is a transcript of the gene CD200R1, whose product is annotated as CD200 receptor 1. Gene Ontology annotation, molecular function: signaling receptor activity. The transcript has 7 exons. Bases 114 to 1160 code for a protein of 348 amino acids. Gene Ontology annotation, cellular component: external side of plasma membrane. Gene Ontology annotation, biological process: regulation of neuroinflammatory response. The record is from RefSeq and is a predicted model, not a curated record. NCBI's taxonomy places the organism in Eukaryota, Metazoa, Chordata, Lepidosauria, Squamata, Rhineuridae.